Cuscuta epithymum is the source of this 2864-nucleotide messenger RNA. NCBI's taxonomy places the organism in Eukaryota, Viridiplantae, Streptophyta, Magnoliopsida, Solanales, Convolvulaceae. The record is from the annotation of a GenBank genome assembly.
GUACAUGUAUAUUUCCUACUUCACUUUUACCGGAAUGAUUUACUCGGAUGAUUCUUUUGAACCUGGUAAUUGUAUUCUUAAUUAAUACCAAAAAUCCCCUAUACCCACCAUUCAAUUCUGAUAGACAAUCUCAGUAUUCACGUAAAAUUCGUUGGAAUCGGACUAUCAGAGAGUGCGAUCGAGCAGAAACCAGAAGAAGCGCAUUGGGAUGAGUGUGUUUGGAGGAGAUAGCUGGGCGAGAGAAGCAGGGCAAAGGAAGAGAAGAGUCGACGAUCUGAUUGCAGGAAACAUCAACGCUUCAGCUUACAAGAAGCUAUCCUCAGGCAAAUUCUCAUGUCUUGUUUGCCCUCACAAUCCCGUCCUUGACACUCUCUCUGUACUCUCUGCUCAUUUAAAAGGAUUACGCCAUCGAGCUGCUGAGUUGAGGCUCAAGGAUAAAGAACUAGCCAGACAAGACGAGAUAAACAAGAGAUUCGCAUUGUCCGACCAUGCUACUGAUAAUUCUAACAGACCAUGUAGGCCCUUAAGCAAACGCCUGAUCGAAAACACCAAAAGGGCUGUUUCCGAUAUGCAUAGAACUGAAAAUGUUAAGCAAACUCCCGUCUGUCAACCGCCUGAGCUCCAAUGUUAUAGAAGCCUGUCAAUUAGUGAUGGUAACGGGUGUGUUCCAACAGAUGUUGCUCCACGACAUAAAGGCAUCCAGCACGCGGCUUAUGAUCCGGAACGACAUGAGAGAGAGCUUAAGUUUACUGCUGCUGGCUGGAAGCGAGAUGCCCAUGGUAGAUGGUUCAAAGACGAGAAUGUGAGUAUUAGGAUCUAUUUGGAAGAGUUGUUUGAGUAAAUGUAUGCAUAACAGCAAGGAAAAGCGGUUGCGUACCCAUUUUCAGCCAAAAUAAGUUGAGUUUGACUCUGAUGAAGAAGACCCCAACAUGUCUCUUGCUUGAUAUAAUAUCAGUGAAGUAUCAUUUAUUGCCUCCAUGGGGAUUGCAUACCAUUCAUCACAGUAUGACAAAUAUCACUGGCUGACAUGCAUAACAGUAAUUCAACACCAGGAGAAAAAAUGGCAGAUUCAAAGAUGCAGUGGCCUGUUUGGAUGAGAGUUAGUGACUUGUCCUAUGGUGUGUCUAUCCAUUAUCUUUUUGGAUACAUCAGAAAGGAUGGUUUGUCUAUCCAUAAAUCAACACCAGAAGAAGAAAUGGCAGAUUCAAGGACAUUUAUAUUUCUUUCAUUUUUUCUUUGUACUUUAGGCUUUAUACAGACUUGUUAGUAGUACUUCGUACACAAUAAUAGUGGGCAGCUCAAUAGAUAAAUACUGCGUUAAACAUUACCAGAAGCAAAAAGAGAUGGAGCUCUUUUUUUAUAUUACUUAAUAACUACACUACUGAGCAAAAAAUGGAGCUCCAUUUCACAAAAAAGUUUGAUAUAACUUUGCACAAAAUAUGGUCAGAUAAGCUAAAACAACCAUCAUAUCCACACUUCUAAUCACAUUCCUCAUCUGGAUGAUAGCCUGUGGUACAAAUCAUCUGCCAGUGCUUGCCUCGCGCUAUCCCCAUCAUAAUAGGAAGACUUCUCGUUAUCCAAUACCUUCGGCGGUAAACCGAUCUCUUCCGGAUCCUUCCAGGCCUCUGGCUCGGGUUCCCUUGCAAUCUGACACAAAUUGUGCAACACACAGCAGGCAACAACUGUUUGAGGGGCGUGUCUAAUAUCCACAUUCAAGUCUUGAAGAAUCUUCCACCUUGCCUUCAACAAACCAAUGGCUUCCUCCACUGUCUUCCUCCCCUUCACCAAUGCCUCAUCGAACGUGUUCUGUGCAGGACCCCCAGUCCUGUAACGAGAGAAUGGGGUGAGUAAAAAUGACAGCAAUGGGAAUUUCCAGUCACCCACCAGGUGGGGCUUCACUGCCUGCCCUCUAAUGUGUACUGUCCUGUCCCAAACUAUGUCUUCGGAGAUCAGCCGGUUGUACAAUAAGCUAUCCCUGAAAUGUGUGGCAUCGUCGAACCCACCCGGGGCUUUCACGCAAGCGUCCCAGAAAACCUUCUUGUGGUCUGCCACGACCUGGAGGAGGAUGGCAGGGAACCCGUGUUUACAGAAGUACAUGGAGGAGUUUAUGGUGUCUGAAGGAAGGUGAUGAAGCCGUAUGGGGGUUCCGUGGAUGGCGCCGCAAAUGUUCGGGAGGGAUGUCAGUUCUUGAAAACCCUGGGUGGUUUCCACCACACGGCGGCGGCUCACGGGGAUUUGAAUAAACUCCGGGUAAAGCUUGGUGGCCAGUAGGCGGGUGACCAUGUUGGUGAUUUUGCAAACCAGGUAGGGUUCUAGACCGUAACGGGACGCUAGGGUUUUAGCAGAAAGCCCAUUGGAGAGCCUCGAGAGAACCAUCGCGACGGCGUAAUCGGAAGGGAGGGAGAUUUGGGAUCGGGCGAUGUAGGGUUUGAGUUUAUCGACGACGGUGUUGAAGACGGGGUAAGAGAGGCCGUAAAGAGACCGCCAUUGCGCGUCACGCAGAGGAGCUUCCAUGGCCCAUAUGUGUUCAGUGGAGAGAGCGCGGAAGGCGGCGACGGAGCACGCGGCGGAGGAAGGGGUUUUGCGCUUUUUGUCGUUGGGAGGGCGAGAGGCAAUGCAGGGGAUGACGGUGGCGACGGCGAAUAAGAGAAGAGGGGCGGCGGAGUUGGUGGUGAGGAGGGAGGUCGGCGAGGCGGUGUAGAUGGAGUCGGAGAGGAGGGAGGUGGUGGGGUCGAGGUGGUUUUGGAGGUUGAGCAGAUUUGUAAGCGUAAAGAAGAAUUCCUCAUCCAUGGUUCCUGAUUCCACGGUUUCCCUCCUCUUUCGUCCCGAAUCUUCUGAACUGUGUUUUAGCCACCAGUCCACGA